Molecule: messenger RNA, 2851 nt
Organism: Tyto alba (common barn owl)
Lineage: Eukaryota; Metazoa; Chordata; Aves; Strigiformes; Tytonidae
Gene: SH3GL1
Product: SH3 domain containing GRB2 like 1, endophilin A2
Exons: 10
Coding region: 85-1188 (367 amino acids)
Biological process (GO): synaptic vesicle uncoating
Cellular component (GO): presynapse; cytoplasm; glutamatergic synapse
Molecular function (GO): protein binding
Source: RefSeq, a predicted model, not a curated record
GCGCUUCCUGGCGGCGGCGGCGGAAGCGGCGGCGGCGGCCGGGCCGGGUCCUGUGUCCCGCCGCGUCCCGGACAAGGCGGCAGCAUGUCGGUGGCGGGGCUGAAGAAGCAGUUCUACAAGGCGAGCCAGCUGGUCAGUGAGAAGGUCGGAGGGGCUGAAGGGACCAAGCUAGACGAUGACUUCAAGGAAAUGGAAAAAAAAGUGGACCUGACCAGCAAGGCGGUUACAGAAGUAUUGACCAGAACAAUAGAGUACCUCCAGCCGAACCCAGCUUCCAGAGCCAAGCUAACCAUGCUCAACACGAUGUCGAAGAUCCGCGGGCAGGUGAAGAACCCCGGCUACCCGCAGUCGGAAGGGCUGCUGGGGGAGAGCAUGAUCCGAUACGGCAAGGAGCUGGGCGAGGACUCCAACUUCGGCGAUGCGCUUCUUGAUGCUGGCGAAUCUAUGAAGCGGUUGGCUGAAGUGAAGGACUCUCUGGAUAUUGAAGUCAAACAAAAUUUUAUUGAUCCCCUCCAGAACCUGUGUGACAAAGACCUGAAAGAGAUCCAGCACCAUCUCAAGAAGCUGGAAGGCAGACGCUUGGACUUUGACUACAAGAAGAAACGACAGGGCAAAAUCCCUGAUGAAGAACUUCGACAGGCCAUGGAGAAAUUUGAAGAGUCCAAGGAAGUAGCAGAGACCAGUAUGCACAAUCUCCUAGAAACCGAUAUCGAGCAGGUGAGCCAGCUCUCAGCCUUGGUGGACGCCCAGCUGGACUACCACAGGCAGGCAGUGCAGAUCCUGGAUGAGCUUGCGGAAAAACUCAAACGCAGAAUGAGGGAGGCCUCCUCACGUCCCAAGCGGGAAUACAAGCCUAAACCCAGGGAGACGUAUGACUUUGGAGACACUGACCAAUCUAACGGGGGCUUCUCUUGCAAUCCUACCCCCAAAGUCUCAGCUUCCUCCUCUUUCCGAUCCGACAAGCCGUCCCGGGCCUCCGUCAGGAGUAUCCCCCCCCUGGACCAGCCCUGCUGCAAGGCUCUCUACGACUUCGAACCUGAAAACGACGGCGAGCUGGGCUUCAAGGAAGGCGACAUCAUCACCCUGACCAACCAGAUCGACGAAAACUGGUACGAGGGCAUGAUCAACGGCCAGUCGGGCUUCUUCCCCCUCAACUACGUGGAAGUGCUGGUUCCGCUACCUCAGUGAAACGGCAUCGCUCCUGUCCCCCCUCCGCUGGCGCGGGGCCGAGCCUCCAUUCCACCUCCAUCCCGACAGGGCCCUGUCCGCCGGCGGGGCUGUGUUAUCUCUGCGUCGCCUCGGGGCGAGAUUGCCACCAGGGAACAAGCCAGAAGGGUCAGACGGCCCUCUUACCCUCUGUGAAUUUGGUUAUUUUGAUUUUUUUUUUUUUUUUUUUGUCCUUCUGGUGCUUGAACUUCGGUACUUUGCGCGCCCUGCCAAGCCCACCCCCUCCCCGGCUGUACGAUUUGUCGCAGGCCUCUCCUCCUUUGGGUCGAGCAUCGAGGUGGGAGAGAACGGGAUGCAGCCUUCACACCGAGCAUCAGCGUGGGGACGCACGCAGCCCGGGGGUGAGAGUGGGGGGGCAAAGCAGCCCCCAGCCUCACCCAGGGGCACAGCCUUCCCCCCCACACCCCCCCACACCCCAUUGAACACUACCCCUCUCCCCAUUCCCGGGGGGCUCGGGGUGGGGGGAUACCGUGGCACAACAACACUACGACACCCAUCAAACACUAAGCCAGCCCCGCGGCGCAGGUGCUGAGCCCUGCCUGGGGCUCGGUGCCAUCCCCCCCCCCCCCACCCCGGAGGGACAGAGCAGCGCUGGCCCCUGCCCGCCGUUAGCCCCCUCCCCACAGAGCUCGACUCCAGAGGGGGUGGCUGCUCCCUUCUGCCCUUUUAUUUUAAAUAUUUUACGUCAGGUUGCUUCUGGACAGUGGGUUUUUUGUCCUAUAAACUCUCCCAUCAGAGCUGGGGGGUAAUUUUGGGGGAAUGGGGCCGCAGCCCGGGGUCUGCCCGCCGCAGGGCAGAGCAGGUCGUGGUUCCUCUCCCCGCGGCUGCGGGGCCGGAGCUCGGCUGAUCCUCAUGUGCCUUUCCUGCCCGCUCUGCCCCACCGUGACCCUCCUUUUGGGGGGGGUGGGGGGUGGGGGGGGAGGGAUGGGGAGGGGAGCAGCGUGUCCCUCUGCCCCCAGCUUUGGUGGGAAAAAGUAUCGUACAGCUGGGUGCUGCUUCUGCCACCCCCCGGCAUCCCCGCCUGCCCCUUCUCGUGGGGGUUGGGAUGGGGCCCGGCAGCGGCAGCGCUCGCCCCGUCUCUCACUUGGCUCCGUGGUUUUCUUUGCUAGAAAAGUGGGGGGUUUUUUUUCCCCUUCCCUCAGCCUUGGCUGGGUUCUGGCACCUCUCCUCCAUCCCCGCCCGACCGGGGGCCGAGCCCCAGCUCGGCACCGGGCCCGUGCCGCAGCACGUCCCUGCCCCUGUCGCUCCCGGCUCCUGUUACAGUCACACAGCCCCUUCUCAGUGAUUUUAGCCGUGCAUGUCGCUGUAUGUCCGAUCCCCUGCCGCGCCGCGCUCCGAGCGGUGACCCCGGUUGGGUUGGGGGACACGGGGCAGCUUCCCCCUCGCUCCCAGCAGCGCAGGGAGCCCAAGGGACCGGUGUCCCCUCGCCGGUGGGGACCGGGGUCACGUCCCGGGAAUUCUGGCUUCGGCUCAGGUGGAUUGAAAUGCGUUUUGUCAGCUGGGACAAGUUGUUAAGACCUUUUUUUGUAAUGGUUUCUCCUGGUUUAUUAGGGGAAAAAAAGACGACCCACAAAUCUCGACUUGUAUCUCUGAAUGAAAGUAUUAAAUGUUUUCUUCUUUCUAA